UAACAAAACUUAUUGUUCGUUCGUUAUUAAUUAAUCAAAAUAAAAGUCGAAUAAAUAAAAUAAUAAAUACUACAUUAUACAAAAAUCCCACGACUGUUGCUACAUUUAAAGAUUAACACACAAUUACUUUUCAGAUGGACUGUUAAUAUAAAAUACUAAAAUAUACCAACACACUGGAUAAUUCGCAAAUUCCAGAUGUAGCAAAUAAUUAUCGGAUCUGAACAAGUGUCACAGCAAAAGUUCCAUCUCUAGCAGUAUUUGACAAGUCGGCCUAAAAGAAAAAUAAAAAUGAGUGCGAUUUCUAAUGAAGACAUUAUUUGGACCAUAAAAAACGGAGAGAUCGAUGCGGUGCAAGCCGCUUUUCAGAAUGAUGCACAAAAAGUGAAUGAGGAAAUCAAGGGCCGUUUUCCAGUGCACUAUGCAGCAGAUUUUGGACAACUGAAUGUCUUGAAGUUUCUCAUAAGUUUAGGAGCCGACAUCAAUAAAAAGGACAAACAUGGUAUUACCCCCAUUCUGGCUGCCAUUUGGGAAGGACAUACGAGCUGUGUUGAAUUACUUCUGAAAGUGGGCGCUGAUAAAAAUGGUUCUACUCCAGAUGGGCAAAGCUACCUUGAGGCGGCGGAAAAAGACGAGAUUAAGAAACUCCUUGCAUAAUAUGUACAUGUCAUUUUAGGAUACAAACCUUAUGUUUCAGCAUCAAGUACACUUUUAAAUACAGUCGUGUAUAGCUUUUAAAAACGUCAA
Drosophila sechellia is the source of this 744-nucleotide messenger RNA. Its product is annotated as myotrophin. Gene Ontology annotation, cellular component: cytoplasm; nucleus. Gene Ontology annotation, molecular function: protein binding. The record is from RefSeq and is a predicted model, not a curated record. Gene Ontology annotation, biological process: regulation of barbed-end actin filament capping. The coding region runs from base 289 to 654 and encodes 121 amino acids. The transcript has 4 exons. Lineage: Eukaryota; Metazoa; Arthropoda; Insecta; Diptera; Drosophilidae.